Daucus carota subsp. sativus is the source of this 1693-nucleotide messenger RNA. RefSeq names its product F-box/FBD/LRR-repeat protein At1g13570-like. NCBI's taxonomy places the organism in Eukaryota, Viridiplantae, Streptophyta, Magnoliopsida, Apiales, Apiaceae. The transcript has 4 exons. The coding region runs from base 231 to 1391 and encodes 386 amino acids. The record is from RefSeq and is a predicted model, not a curated record. Gene Ontology annotation, molecular function: protein binding.
UAUUAGGAUAUCGAAUUUUUGGUGAAAAAACAUAUUAGAAGACCUGGACUAGUUUCAUACUAACAAAUAAAGGAAAAUCUUCUUACAGUCUCUUCAACUCGGUUGAACUCAGGGAAUUGGUGAGGUUCAAAACCGAGAUCUUUUUCAGAUCAAGGAAGACCCCGUUUUUACUGGGACAGUUCUCACACUCUCAAAUUUUCUUAUAGUUACCUCUGAUUUCUGGGUUUAAGAUGGGUAAGUGCUCAAGGAAGGAUAACAAUAUCAGUGAUCUGCCUCCAAACAUUAUUGAAAAAAUCCUAACAAAGAUCCGAAUAAGGGAUGCUGUAAAAACCAGCAUCCUGUCUACCAAGUGGAGGUAUCAAUGGACAGCCAUGACUCUCCUCGUAUUUGACGAAAUACCAGAUGGUUCUCUAGAUGAUCAAAAAGCUGCCGAGAUAAGACUUGCAAACUUUGUCACACAAUUUCUUUUACUUCAUGAUGGCCCUAUUCAUAAGUUUAAAGUAACUACUUCAUACUUGAGAAUGUCUACUGAUAUCGAUCAAUGGCUACGUGUCAUAUCAAGGAAAGAUAUAGAAGAGUUAAUUCUUGGCGAAAAUUGGAACUGUAUCAAUAGCAUCCCAACGCCUUCUCAUUUAUUUUCUUGUCAAGGACUGACAAGAUUGAAGCUUUGCAAGUUUGUGGUGAAGCCUCCUUUAAAAUUUCAAGGCUUUCCUUGUUUAAAGUACCUUAACCUGGUACAUUGCACAGCUGCUCUUGAGUUUAUUGAAAACCUUCUUUCAAGUUGCCCUCUUCUUGAGAAGUUUAAAUUGAUAACUGCGGACAAACUAGCUUUGACAGUCCGUGCCCCAAAUCUGAAGCAUCUGUUUGCCGCUGGAUACUUGAGAGACUUAUAUCUUGAGCAUACUCCAGUUCUGGUUUAUUUAUGCAUAAUCUUUGAAAAGGUUUGGAAAGAUAAUCUCCUUGUGAAAGUUCCAGUUACUUACGAUUCUAUAAAGAUCAUUGAACUUGAAGGCAUUAAUUUUGAAGAGAUGAACGCAGUGUUGUAUGUUCUUCACUUACUUUUGCACUCCCCUAAUCUUCAGGAACUUCGAGUCUCAGAGGAUCUCAGUUGUGGUCAUUAUAAAGCUGCUGGCUUGGAUUUUUGGGAGAAAUGUUGCCCUUCUGACUUCACAUUCAAGCACCUUAAAGUUAUGAAAAUGUCGAACGUGAUGAACAAACAUAACAUAGAGUUUCUCAAAUUUGUGCUCGAACGUUCUCCGGUUCUUGAGGUUGUGAGUGUUUCACCUCCGUCUAUGUAUUAUAAAGAUGGACAGAUGAAUAUGGUGAAUGAGGUGCUGCGUGUUGGACGAGUUUCUCCCAGUGUUGAAAUAAAUUUUUUGGAUCCCUGGUGAAGUGCUGCAUAUUCGUAUAUGCAUAUCUCUAUGUCUUGUUGUCUUUGGGUAACCUGUGAUUAGUUUUUAAAAUGUGUUUGUCAGUUGUCUCAUCUUAAUUGUUGAAGCCUUGAAGCCAGAAGAAUCAGCUUGGCUUUUCCAGGCGCUUGUUCACAAGUGGUAUUUUAGCAUGACUCUGAUCUUAAUUUGAUACACCAUGUUUUUAUGCUCACCUCCUUUCUUGGACAUCAAAAGUUCAUGUCUUGGGAUUUUUUAUGCGUAUUUCGUUUUUUAAUUUUCAAUUAAAAGUUCGUUUUGAGAUU